GCCACCACCUCUUUUUUUUUUUUGGCAUCACCUGUCUCUGUGCCUCAGACCUGCUUGUGCACAUGAUGGCGAGAGAAACCCGGCUCUUCUGCAGCCACUUUACCGCCUCGGAAAACAUUCCAAACGGAGACUUUGCUGUUUUAAAGACGUUGUAGAUAAACGGAGAGGACAAAAGGUCAGCAGUGUGCAUAUUUCCAGGCAGGACUUUUCUUCAACCUUCAAACUAUGUCAUGGUAAACUGGAGGCGGUGCUACCAGUUUAGUGAACUCAUCUGAAGAGAUGCAGCUGGCUGUCAAGGACUGCAUUGCUCUCAUCAUCUACAUCUUGACCUUUCUGCUCGGCCUUCCUGCCAACCUGCUCGUCUUCUUUGUGUACAUGCGCAAGGCUCGUAAACAUGGUGCCACACCCAACGUGGUCUACGCCCUCAACUUGUGUCUGGCCAACUUGGGGCUGUUAGUCUGGCUGCCUGUCAAGACUCUGGAGACUUUGCUUCAGGACUGGAGGCUGCCUGCUCCCGUGUGUCUUGUCUACAACUUCUUCCUCUUCUCGUCCCUGUAUGGCAGCUGUCUGUUCAUCACUGCUGUAACAGCGGGUCGUUACUUCAGCAUAGCAUUCCCGAUUGUCUACAAGAGAUGGCGCUGUGCUCGUAACUCCUGCAUCAUCAGCGCUGUCUUGUGGCUGUUGGUGGUGCUACACCUCAGCCCUGGCGUGAUGGUCGAAGAAGGGGGGUUUUUUGUUUCCACAGGUAAUAACUCCUCAGUUUGCUAUGAAGUUUUUAGUGCGUCCCAGCUGGCCGUGCUGCUGCCACUCCGCCUGGAGAUGGCCAUCACCCUGUUUCUUUUGCCUCUGAUUGUGUCAACUUUUUGCACGAUGCGCUGCGUCACGCUGGUGUGGCGCUCGAAAUUGUCCCCCAUGGGAAAAAGAAGAGUGCUGGCUGUUGCGCUGUCCACGCUCGCUGUGUUUGUGGUUUGCUACGCACCCUACAACGCCUCACACGUCGUGGGGUUUGUGAUGGGGGAGAACGUGAAGUGGAGGACGUACGCUAUGCUGACGAGCACCUGUAACGUAUUCCUGGACCCUGUGGUCAUGCUGAUGCUAUCUCCAGUCAUGUCAAGAGGCAUCUUGGGAAGAAUCUGUGGACGGCAAAGCCAGUUCAGCCACAGGGGGGGUUCUCGGUACCGGUGUAAAGCCGUCAGUGAAGCUUCAAAAGUUAGACCACCAACUGUCCCAUCUGAGGGGAGCAAACCUGGGGCUUAGAUGACCUGAGAGUGUCACAAGGAGACUGUGCAACAAAUUCAAAAGAAGAAAUGGUGCAAAAACAUUUAGUCUGAUAUGACCACUCUUCAUGUACCAGUAACCUCUGCAAACAGACCCAGUAAACCUCCUCCACACUGACUGUCCAGCUACAUGAAGUCUGUUAAUUCAGAGCUGACUGACUUCUUCAAAGCUUUGUGUCGUCAGGCGUUAACGACCUGUUUAGACCAAAUGUUUCUAAAGAAAAGAGAUGAUGUAAAAGCCUAUUUUGCAGACUGAAUACAGCUGUAAGGUACUGCUGUGUCACAUGUAAUGUUUUGCUGAUUCUUGUAACAUCCUUGUUUUGGAUUAAAAUGAUGUGUGGAUAGUAUGUGAAAUCAUUGUUUUUGACCAGGCACACUGUGUAUGUUUAAACAUUUUAUUUCAGAUUUCAUGAGGAAUGUUUAUCGGCUGAUUUUAAAUGGCUCCAUCUGGUGUCUCAAGCUGUAAAAGCUCACUUUAAAAUCUGUCAUGUUUUGGAAAGUGUUCAG
Molecule: messenger RNA, 1784 nt
Organism: Maylandia zebra (zebra mbuna)
Lineage: Eukaryota; Metazoa; Chordata; Actinopteri; Cichliformes; Cichlidae
Product: free fatty acid receptor 3
Biological process (GO): positive regulation of insulin secretion; positive regulation of cytosolic calcium ion concentration; G protein-coupled receptor signaling pathway
Cellular component (GO): plasma membrane
Molecular function (GO): bioactive lipid receptor activity
Source: RefSeq, a predicted model, not a curated record